Ichthyophthirius multifiliis is the source of this 1161-nucleotide messenger RNA. RefSeq lists its product as hypothetical. Gene Ontology annotation, cellular component: cytoplasmic vesicle; clathrin adaptor complex. Lineage: Eukaryota; Ciliophora; Oligohymenophorea; Hymenostomatida. Gene Ontology annotation, biological process: vesicle-mediated transport; intracellular protein transport. The transcript has 2 exons. The record is from RefSeq and is a predicted model, not a curated record.
AUGUCUGGAAUAUCUGGUAUUUUCAUUCUCAAUAACAAAGGAAUAGUAAUAAUCCAACGAAUAUACCGUUCCGACCUUUCUUCAGACUCAGUCGAGACAUUCAACAAGCUUUUAAUCGAUAAACAAGAAGACUUAAUCCCUAAUCCCAUAAUAUAUGAUCCAAAAGACCACCAAACAUACAUAUUCAAGCACUAUAAUAAUAUAACAAUCCUCGCCAUAUCAAAAAAGAAUGUCAAUACAAUGAUGAUAAUAACUUUUAUAUAUUAACUAAUCGAUAUAUUCAUAUAUUAUUUCAAAUUACUUGAAGAAGAGUCUAUACGCGACAAUUUUGUAGUUAUAUACGAGCUUUUAGACGAAAUAAUGGACAAUGGAUUUCCGCAAACAACUGACUUCAAAAUUCUCGGCGAUUUCAUCAAGACUGAAUCGCAUUAAUUAUUAAAAAGUCCCAUACAUUCGAAUGACUUAAAUUUAUCAAAAAUCGCCACUUUAUCAACAUCAGCAAUAACAUGGAGAAAAGACGAUAUUAAAUAUAAGAAAAACGAAAUCUACCUAGACGUAAUCGAAAAACUAAAUAUGUUAAUAAGCAAAAACGGUAGUGUAAUUGAAGCCGAAACAAUCGGUUCUGUAAUAACCAAUUGUAUGUUAUCAGGCUUACCAGAAUGUCUUUUAUGUAUAAACGAUAAAGAAUACUUCGAAAGUAAUUCCCAUAAUUUUACUGCGAAUAUAGAAAAAACAAUUUCUUUUGACGAUCUUAAAUUUCAUUAAUGCGUUAGACUUUCAACUUUUUAAAAUGAAAGAAUAAUUUCCUUUAUACCUCCUGAUGACUUGCCCUAAAAUACUUAAGAAUCUUAAAAAAAAAAAUGUCCUGAUAAUUGUGUUGUAUUUUAUAGUGAAUGUAAUUUCUAAGGUGAAUCUUAUAAGCUAUGUUAAAGUUCUUAAAAAGAAAAAAGAGUUCUUUACAAAAGCGUUUUUGUACCUGAAAAUAUUAUUGCUAAAGUUUACUCAAAAAGCAGUUACAAAGGAGAUGUGGUAUUAUAUGACAAAUCAGUUUAAUGCGAUAAUAAUGGCAUUUUCCUUUUAUCUUAUUCUGAGAAUAAUUAAAAUAAUCAUUUGUCUGUAUAAAUCAGUCAAAGAAAAGUUUAUUUAAAAAAAUAGGAAUGA